Rhineura floridana is the source of this 4940-nucleotide messenger RNA. RefSeq names its product pleckstrin homology and RUN domain containing M2 (gene PLEKHM2). Gene Ontology annotation, molecular function: kinesin binding. The record is from RefSeq and is a predicted model, not a curated record. Lineage: Eukaryota; Metazoa; Chordata; Lepidosauria; Squamata; Rhineuridae. Gene Ontology annotation, biological process: regulation of protein localization; positive regulation of membrane tubulation; lysosome localization. Bases 421 to 3426 code for a protein of 1001 amino acids. Gene Ontology annotation, cellular component: endosome membrane. The transcript is spliced from 20 exons.
CCCAAUCCCCGCUCGGCGGCUCAGAGAGGAGGCCCGAGGCCGCGGUGAGAGGCGGGCGAGCGGGCGUCCCUCCUCCUCGGCCCCUGUCACGAGGCGGCAUCUCCUCCUCCUCGUCGUCUGCCGGUCCCACCCGCAGGAUCCGCGCCUGGGAACGGGGCCCUCACCUCGGCCAUGGCGGCGGCUCCGCUCCGCCUCCCCUGCUCCUCCUGCUCCUCGUCUUUCCCCCGAGGUGACCCACUGGGGCCCUGACAGGGAAGGGCAGAGCGGGGCGCCGCCUCUCUCUCUCUCUCUCUGCCGCCCACCGAGACCCGCAGGACGGAGGGCCCGCGAGGGGGCGGCGGCGGCGGCAUCAGCAGCCGGAGGCGUCGCCGGGGGCCGCGACGGAGGGCCCCGGGCAGGAGGGGCAGCGGCGCCCCGGCCAUGGAGCCCCCCGGGCAGGUCAAGGACCGCAUCCUGGAGAACAUCUCGCUCUCCGUCAAGAAGCUGCAAAGCUACUUUGCUGCCUGCGAGGAUGAAACUCCAGCCAUCAGGAACCACGACAAGGUCCUGCAGCGGCUCUGCGAGCAUCUUGACCAUGCACUGCUUUACGGGCUCCAAGAUCUCCCUUUGGGCUACUGGGUCUUGGUGGUCCACUUCACACGCCGAGAAGCCAUUGAGCAGAUCGAGGUCCUGGAGCAUGUGGCCACUAACUUGGGGCGCAGCCGAGCGUGGCUGUACCUGGCCCUCAAUGAGAACUCCUUGGAGAGCUACCUGCGCCUCUUCCAGGAGAACCUGAGUCUGCUGCACAAGUACUAUGUCAAGAAUGCUCUUGUCUGCAGCCAUGAUCACUUGACCCUCUUCCUCACGCUGGUCUCUGGCCUGGAGUUCAUCCGCUUCGACUUGGAUCUGGAUGCCCCUUACCUGGACUUGGCACCCUACAUGCCGGACUAUUACAAGCCUCAGUAUCUGCUGGACUUCGAGGACCGCCUGCCCAGCUCACUUCACGGCUCAGACAGCCUCUCGCUCAACUCCUUCAACUCCGUCACCUCGACCAACCUGGAAUGGGACGACAGCGCAAUCGCCCCCUCCAGCGAGGAUUAUGAUUUUGGAGAUGUCUUUCCCGCAGUGCCGUCCAUGCCCACCACAGCCUGGGAAGACGGAGACCUGACGGACACCCUCAGCUGCCCACGUUCCAUCACUUCCGAGCUGAACAGCUGCAGAGCUUUGGUCAAGAGCCCAACGCAGCGUCACAACCCUUUCAAUGAGAAGGCAGAAGUGGUGUCCUCCACCGCGACCACCCCGGUGCACUCCACCUCGCAGGAGAAGGCUGACGUCACGACGACGGAGGGCACGGACCAAUCGGAGAGUUGCAUGGAGUUGGAGGUCAUAAGGUUAGCCAAAAAGAAGAAAACAGGCAAGAAGAAGAAGGUCAAAUCGGAGGAGGUGGAAGCGGCAGCACCCAAUCAUGGUCCCUCUUCUGCAGCCCAGGCUGGAACUCAGGGCUCAGGCGAGGGGAACAGGUCAGGCGCUGGAGCCGGGCAGCAGGAAUCUGGCCCGGAGGCCAGCCCAGAAGCAAGCAGCGAGGGCCUCCCCACCCUCUCUCAGCUGGGGCUGCGGAUCCCCGAGAUAAAAGACACUUCCAUGGAGCGGGUGGGGCAGUCGCUGAGCAAGGUGAUCCACUUGCUGGACGGGCAGCUGGACUCCGACGGGUGGAGGUGCCCCAUCGAGCCCCCCGACCAGUCCUUUCGGACCGACUCGCCAGGGGAGGCCCCCUCAGGGGAGGGGCCACCCUCUGGCGGCUUUAGUGAGGGGGUUUCGGCCCCCAUGGACUUCUACCGCUUUACCGUCGAGAGUCCAAACGCUCCUACAGCAGGUGGUGGCCACCAUGACGCUGCAGGGGAUGGCCAACCGCCACAUGUUCCUGGUGGCCCUGAAGCUGCUGGACAAGAGGAGGGAGGAAGAGAAGGAGAGACUCUUGGGCCACCCGUAGCUGCGGAGGAGAAAGAGGAGACUGAGGCCGUCACCGUGGAGGCCCUCAGUAGGCUGAAGGCGGACAGGGCGAGCCCCUCCCCAAGCAGCGCCGAGGACUCUGGGGUGGAGGAAGGGCAGGGGAGCCCUUCAGAGGCAGCCCACCCCUCUGAGUUCAGGGUAGACAACAACCACUUGCUGCUCCUGAUGAUCCAUGUCUUCCGGGAGAACGAGGAGCAGCUGUUCCGGAUGAUCCGCAUGAGCUCCGGACAUACGGAGGGGAACCUCCAGCUGGUCUACGUGCUGCUGACCGACUGUUACAUCUACCUCCUCCGCAAAGGAGCUGCUGAGAAGCCGUACAUGGUGGAGGAGGCGGUCUCCUACAGUGAGCUGGACUACAUCUCGGUGGGCCUGGAUCAGCAGACAGUGACCUUAGUGUGCACCAACCGUAGGAAGCAAUUUCUUCUGGACACGGCUGACGCCACCCUGACCGAGUUUUUCCUGGUAUGCCUCAAGUCAGCUAUGAUCAAAGGUUGCCGAGAACCGCCGUAUCCCAGCAUCCUGACUGAUGCGACCAUGGAGAAGCUGGCGCUGGCCAAGUUUGUGGCUCAGGAGUCCAAGCGGGAGACCUCCGAGGUGGUUGUCUGCUUCUACGGCCUUAUCCACUGGGAAGAUCCCAUGGACGAGACCCUGGGGCCCGCGCCUUCUCACUACGUGUCGGCUGAGCACUCCAUCACAAAGGAGGGUGUCCUGAGCUACAAGGCAGGCACCAACUACCUAGGCAAGGAGAACUGGAAGCCUUGUUUUGUGGUGCUCAGCAACGGCAUCUUAUACCAGUACCCGGACCGCACGGAUGUCACUCCUCUGCUCUCCGUGACCAUGGGUGGGGAGCAGUGUGGCGGGUGCCGGAGGUCAAACGCGAUGGACCGCCCCCACGCCUUCCAGGUGAUCUUGACCGACCGGCCAUCCUUGGAGCUGAGCGCUGAAAGCGAGGAGGAGAUGGCCGACUGGAUGCAGUACUUGUGCCAGGCCGUCUCCAAAGGGGUCAUCCCGCAAGGUGUGGUCCCUGCCCCCUGCAUCCCCUGCUGCCUGGUGCUGACAGAGCAGAAGCUCUUCACCUGCCACGAGGACUGCCAGACCAGCUUCUUCCGCUCGCUGGCCACUGCUGAGUUGGCGGACGUGGCUUCUGUCUCCAUGGAGGCCGGCCGAGAAUACUGUGUCUUGGAGUUUGCCCAGGACCGCAAGCAGUACCUGCCCGCCUGGGUUCUCUAUUUCAGCUGCACAGCAGAACUGGAGCGGUUCCUUUCAGCAUUGGACGCUGUGUGGAAAAGCAGCUACCAGGUCGACCUGCCACACAAGCCGAUGGAGGACAGCUCCGUCAGGAAGAAAUGUGAGGAUGCCCUGAGCUUGAUCCACAGUGUGUGGCAGCGCAGUGACAGCCUGUGCCGCGGCCGGGCUUCCCGGGACCCCUGGUGUUAGCCUCUGGGCAGGCAGCAGAGGACACAAUCCUGCAGCGGAGGGGAAGGGGCCUCGGCUUGCAGCUCGCAGACAGGCCAGGCCAGGCCCCUUGCUUCCUGGCAGAGGCAGCUCCCUGGGGCUGCCUAGCAGCGGUCAGGCUUUGUGGGGAAGAACCUGUCUGGAGCCAAAGGGGGCCUGGGUGUGGGUUUGCGUGUGUGUAUGUGGGCGUAUAACAUAGAUCAACCAAGCACUGUGAUCCUCCAGCAACUCUCACCAAGGCUGCACCCGGAUGCGUCUCCUCUUCUUCCUGCAUCUGGGCAGGUGGUGUGACGGUACGAGGACUGCCAGGGGUGGGCGGGCGGGGCUUAGCGUGCCACAGUGCUCUUUCUCCCCUCCCCCACCUCGCUGGCAGCCUCACCGUGUCUGGUGGUUCUCACAGGGCCUGGUGACAAGGUCUCUUCUUGGAGGAGCCCUAAUCUCUCCUUAUUAAUGGGGGGAAGGGGCAUGCUGCAGCAUGGGUGGGUGGCCCUCCAGAAGCCAAAGCGAUGCCUGGAGCUCUGAGAACGUGGUGAGGCUGGCCUUCCUGGGCACCCUGCAUGCAUUUCCCUUGUAAAAAGCAAUCGCCAGUCUUGCAGCACUUUCAAGCGCUGUGCUCCCCACCACCCCCGUCCAUCUCGCCUUAGUCCCCUCCCUGUCCAUUGCCGCUUUCGGAGAAGAUCCCUGCCUGUUCCCAGCACCCCUGUCCCAGUCUAGGCAGGCAAAGCUGGAGUGACGGCCUGGGCCUUUGAGCGUCGUCCUCUUCUUCCCUGCAAGGCCAGCAGGUGGUGCCCUGUCCCCACCACUGGCCUAGGCAGAGUGGAGUUUCUGAGGGGAAGGGCCUGUUGAGGGAAGCGGCUUGUGGGGCUCUGUGGGCUUUGGGGGUGAUGUGCAGAGGGCAUCUUGCAGUGACUUUGCUGGUGCCUCUUCCUCUCCUCAUAAUCUCCAGGGAGAAAAGCAUCCUGCCCUGGGGGGCUGGAGUUGCAGGCGUGAUCUGCUCUGCCCCUCUAGAGCCUGGGUGGAUCCUGACACUUGACAUUCCCCUCAUGCCCAGUCAUCAGGAGGCCAAUCUCUCUCUCUCUCUCUCUCUCCCUCCCCCUGGCUGGCUGGCUGGCUUGAUGGUGGGGGCGAUGAUGGUGGGGGCCUCAGAGCCAUCGUGGGGGGGGCAGGGGCGCAGUGCUGGCACAAUGUAAUCUCUUUAAGCCUUAGCUUGCAAGAGCAAAUCUGCAGAAAGCGGCAGCAGGGCCAUGCGAGGUAUCCCAACCAUGAUAUUCCCUCUAUAAAUAGGCAGGGUUUCGGGUUUUAUUUGCCUGAGGGUUUUUUAAAGGUUUCUUUUUGAAAGCUGUUGGCAUUUUUAAUUUCUUUAUUUUAACAGAGACUUGCUAAUGUAUUGUAUGUUCAUGUGGGGGCCUUUUUUCCUCAGGAGGAGGUGGCCUGUGUGACAGACUGUACCUGUACAUACAUCUCCAUCCCUCCCUGUAAUAAACGCUCCUUGGUCA